Aspergillus steynii IBT 23096 is the source of this 1913-nucleotide messenger RNA. RefSeq names its product MFS general substrate transporter. NCBI's taxonomy places the organism in Eukaryota, Fungi, Ascomycota, Eurotiomycetes, Eurotiales, Aspergillaceae. Gene Ontology annotation, cellular component: membrane. The record is from RefSeq and is a predicted model, not a curated record. Gene Ontology annotation, biological process: transmembrane transport. The coding region runs from base 42 to 1913 and encodes 623 amino acids. Gene Ontology annotation, molecular function: transmembrane transporter activity. The transcript is spliced from 19 exons.
GAGCCUCCGAAAAGUCAAAUACAUUCGAUCAAGCAUCAAAAAUGUCAUCUAUCGCCCUCAGUGACGAGGCUCUUGCUGCCCUGUAUGCCGGAAAUGGGCUAUGGUUCACAAGUGCCGUGGUCUACUUCGGCUUCCGACAGAGAUUGACGAUGCGCAUGUUAUCAAAGAGGCGGACCUCGUCUGACGCGGCGAUUCGCAUGCUGCGUGACGGAGAUAAAUGGCAAGGCCACCGGUCAUCGCACCAUGAUAUCAUGGCGUAUCUGGGUGGCAUGAACACCGCGCCAGCUUUACUUGCAUUCCUGCGACUCUGGGCUAUCUGGAAGUCACCGCGUUUCUUAUCAACUGGCACAAAGAAAGGCGAUAUAAAGGUCGACAUCAUGGCUUUGCUUGUUCUCGGCAUGGCGAACUUCUCUCAGGCGUUCUUGAACUUCACUACUUCGCGGAAGUCGGGCCGGUGGUUCCGAUCCUUUAUCUGGGAUACGGAUUCUCAUUUGAAAUCGCCCGAAGAGCGAUGGCUGUUGCGAAAGCUAGAUAUCGCGCUUCUCACGACAGGUUGUUUAGGGUUUUUCUUGAAAUAUCUCGACCAAACAAAUCUGUCAAAUGCAUACGUCAGUGGCAUGCAAGAGGAUCUCUCUAUGUACGGAAAUGAAUACACCUACGCGCAAACAUGCUACACGGUCGCCUACGCCAUCAUGCAGAUCCCUUCGACGUUGAUUAUCCAAAGAGUGCGGCCCCGAUACUGGCUCGCUGCGAUGGAAAUCGGAUGGGGUGUCUUCACGAUAGCCCAGGCUGGUAUGCAUAACGUAGGGGAGCUAUAUGCGUUUCGAUUUCUUGUCGGGUUGUUCGAGAGUUCGUUCUUUCCUUGCAUGCUUUUUGUGCUGGGGUCUUGGUAUACUAAAACUGAACUGGCAAAACGCAUCGCUAUCCUCCACAUGACUGCGCCCUUGGGAUCUGCGUUUAGUGGAUACCUGCAAGCAGCUGUAUAUAAAAACCUUAACGGCAACCAUGGACUCGAAGGAUGGCGAUGGCUUUACAUUGUCUGCGGAUGCAUGACCAUUCCCGUCGGCGCAAUCGCACUAUUCUGUUUCCCAGACAUUCCUCACAACACCAAAGCCUGGUACCUCACUAGCGAGGAAGUUCAAAUGUGCCUGGACCGCGUCCAGCGAUCCGGAAAAGCGCCCCCAGCCAAGUUAUCGUGGGCCACCUUCAAGCGCGUUGCGAUGAAAUGGCGAUGGUACGCCUUCACAUUGGGGUAUGUGCUGUACGGCUCGUCCUGCGCAGCAAGCAGCUACUUCGCCAUCUGGCUCAAGUCCGAGAAUUUCUCUGUUUCAGAGCGAAAUAUCAUUCCUACGGGGACCAACUUGAUUUCUGCAUUCUGUGUUGUUCUGUGGGGAUUCCUGGCCGAUUUCACUGGCAACAGAUUCGCGUUGGUGAUUUUGCCAUUGACAUACGGUUUAAUUCCAAACGGCAUCUUAGCCGCAUGGCCUGCUAGCAUUAAGUUGAAGGAGUUUGCCUUCCUGACGGAUGGAGUCCAGCUGAUGACUGCGAUCUUCUACACAUGGGCCAACGAAGUAUGUGCCGACGACAAUGAAGAACGCGCUCUAGUUGUAAGCAGCAUGAACGGAUUCCAAUAUGCAGUUGCUGCAUGGCUUCCCGUCGUCAUCUUCCCACAGACAGAAGCGCCGUCGUUCCGCAAGGGGUUUCCCGCCACGUUUGCAUUCGUCAUUGCUGCGCUCAUUUUGAUCGUCGUAAUACAACUUCUCGCGGUCCGGGAACGACGCUUGAAUGCUUUGAAGGCCGAAGAGAACUCCGUAGGAGAGGGUGAAGGUAGAUCUCAGCCGGAGGAAUCUGAGGAGGAGCAAAUCACAAAGAAGGGCGCAAAGACGACCGUGUCCGCACAAAUUGAUGUUUAA